AUGUCAAAAACCCCAAUUAAAGGCAGCACUGUUAUUGUGACUGAUGAAAGCCGAGAUAGGAACUGAACUGAGUGGGAUAUUGAUAAAGACGAAUAUGAGUACUCACAAGAAAGCUUUCAUAAAGAAAACUCAAUCAUUUUUCAGGAUGAGCUUGAUGAAGCUCAAGAAAGAAAUAAUGAAGAAUUAAUAUUAGAUAAUAGAGAGCUGUAUGGGUCUCAUGGAUACUCAGGAAAAAGAAGAAUAUUUAGCGAUUUAGAAGAGCCAUUAAAAAGUGAAGAUAUGAGGGUGCUAAAAUCUGCUGAUGAUUUUCUAAAAAAUACUUCUGAGCUAAAAAAUUUAUUGUUGAAAAAACCUGAAAAUAUUGAGGUAAAAGACCCAAAUCAAAAAAUGAUAAACAAUAUCAAUGAAAUUUUGGUAAAAAAUAAUUUUCAGCCUUUAGAGCAGACUGUAAAUGUGCAAAACUUAUUGCGAACUUUGAAUGAAGUUUUAAUGGGUUUUGAUAAGAAAAAUAUUGAUGAAAACGAUGGCACAGAAAUUAUAUUCAAAAAAUUUUAUGGUAGAAAUUCCAGUCCAAAAAAUCCUACUGAUAUAAAAACAUUUGAAUUAAUUUUAAGUUAUGAAAAUAAGACCAGAGAACUUAAUCAACAUAUUCAGCAAUUAGAAGAAAAUUUAAGAAAUGUAAAAUCAUAUGAUAAAUACCAAGAUUUAGAAGAUGAAUAUAAUGAGCUUAAACACGAUUUCCAUAAAUUGCAGCAAGAACUAUCAAAAUCUGAAAAUUUAAAUGAAAACUUGUCCAAAAAAAAUGACGAAAACAGUACAAUUAUAAGUGAAAUUUGUAAAAUUCUGACAUUAAAAGAUUCUAAACAUAUAGUAAGAGCUGUUGUAAAGCUUGAAAAAGUGCUGAGGGCUGUUCCGCAUUUAGAAAAAUUUAUCAGAGAAGUUUGCAUUAUCGUCUUCCCAGAUCUCAAAGAAGAAAAAAAUAAAUCAAUUUGUAGCCAAAGAAUGGAUGAUGUAAUCCCGAAGUUAAAAAAAGUGUUUUCAGAGCUUGACCAAUUAAGAAGAGCAAAAGAAAAUCACAUGAGAAAUAAAAGUCCCAUAGAUGAAGCCAGAACAAAUGCUCAGUCUACAUCAAGAAAAAUGAACCCCUUAGAAGAUAUAAGCAGAAACACCCCAAAAAGUGCUAGAAGAGAAUUUACUUUUGAAGAACAAAUCGUGCAGCAUUUUUGCCAUUUAUAUGAAAUCCCUGAAGAGAAGCCAAUGAUUUUAGCCAAAAUCGAUCAGAUUUUUAUUUUUGUGCGUGAAAUUGAAUCUUUUUUGAAGAUGUCUAAAGCAGCUUUAAGAUUAGAAGAAGACGUAUCAAUGAAUGAAGUCCUUCAUAAUUUAAAAGCAAUAAUAAAGACAAUAUAA
Molecule: messenger RNA, 1407 nt
Organism: Blepharisma stoltei
Lineage: Eukaryota; Ciliophora; Heterotrichea; Heterotrichida; Blepharismidae
Source: the annotation of a GenBank genome assembly